Molecule: messenger RNA, 5932 nt
Organism: Hippoglossus stenolepis (Pacific halibut)
Lineage: Eukaryota; Metazoa; Chordata; Actinopteri; Pleuronectiformes; Pleuronectidae
Gene: ube2r2
Product: ubiquitin-conjugating enzyme E2R 2
Exons: 6
Coding region: 622-1404 (260 amino acids)
Biological process (GO): ubiquitin-dependent protein catabolic process; protein polyubiquitination
Molecular function (GO): ubiquitin conjugating enzyme activity
Source: RefSeq, a predicted model, not a curated record
GCUUUACGUUCUGCAGACACGCGCAAUGAUAGCCGGAAGCAUCGAUGGGAGGAAAAUAAAAAUCGAUUAAAUCCACCUGAAUUCGCGAGUGUAAACCUCUCACUUUCUGCUCUUUUCUCCGUAAAUCAUCGGCCUCUGGCGCUGCCAGUGUGCGGGGGGAGCCGCUGAGGAGCGGGGAAGCUGCUCCGUUUCAACCAAGUUGCUCGGCAGGGGUUUAGCUGACGUGUGGAGAAGUUGAGACUGCCACCGAGCAGAUAAACAAACAUAAACAAGCGGCGAUCAGCUGAGCGGCUGUCCGAACCGAGCCAGCAGCACGGAGCGGUGUUAGGGAGAGCGGCUCCCCUCUGCCGGAGCCCCCACCAUGAUCCACAGGAGACGCUGACUUUACACUGAUACCAGGCUCCAUGUCAACUGUCAACACAAAGAAUAUCCGAGGCUCAACACGAGGAGCAGCAGCCACAGGCUUUAGCAGAAAACCUCUCUGCUCCUGGCACUGUCUCUUUGUCAAGACAUAGCACGGCUAGCAUGGACAGCCGGUGAGGUUAGCUUCCAGAGUGCAGCUGUAACCAAACGAAUCCAUAUCACAGUGCGAGGAGACGGAGUGUCAGACGUGGGAUCACCAUGGCCCACCAGUCAACCCCGAGUUCCCAGAAGGCCCUGAUGAUGGAGCUGAAGUCCCUGCAGGAUCAGCCGGUGGAGGGCUUCCGCAUCACUCUGGUGGAGGAGUCUGACCUCUACAACUGGGAGGUGGCCAUCUUCGGGCCCCCAAACACCCUGUACGAGGGGGGGUAUUUUAAGUCUCACAUCAAGUUUCCAGUUGACUAUCCAUACUCCCCGCCAACCUUCCGCUUUCUCACCAAGAUGUGGCACCCCAACAUUUAUGAGAACGGAGAUGUGUGCAUCUCCAUCCUGCACCCUCCUGUUGACGACCCUCAGAGCGGGGAGUUGCCCUCUGAAAGGUGGAACCCCACCCAGAACGUCAGGACCAUCCUGCUUAGUGUGAUCUCGCUGCUCAAUGAGCCCAACACGUUCUCCCCAGCCAAUGUUGAUGCCUCUGUCAUGUUCCGUAAAUGGAGAGACAGCAAAGGCAAGGACAAGGAGUAUGCAGAGAUUAUCAGGAAGCAGGUGUUGUCAACAACGGCAGAGGCUGAGCGAGAUGGUGUCAAAGUGCCGACCACGCUGGCGGAGUACUGCAUCCAGACCAGGGUUCCCUCCCAGGACAGCAGUUCAGACCUUCUCUAUGACGAUCUCUAUGACGACGACAUGGAGGAGGAGGAUGACGAGGAUGACGAGAGCGAGAUGGAAUCUGUAGGCGAAGCCGGUGGGAUCAGCGGCAUGGAGGAUGGCGGGAUGUCCACCAGACGCUACGACAACCAGGACGACUCUGGCAAUGAAGACUCGUGAUGAUCUGGAUCAGAACUCCCCCCUGCCAACUCCCACACCACUCCCCUGUUAAGUUACAAUAGUGUGAGUGUGUGUGUGUGUGUGUGUGUGUGUGUGUGUGUGUGUGUGUGUGUGUGUGUGUGUGUGUGUGUGUGUGUGUGUGUGUGUGUGUGUGUGUGUGUGUGUGUGUGUGUGUGUUUGCACACACAGUGGGGUCAAAAGUCUACUGCCAAAAUAUUUUCAUCAUUUAUUAAACUUGUACAGAGGAUUGGUCAAAUAAUAGUUCUGUCAGGUACUGUUUUCACUGAAAGUCAGAUUUCCACCGUUUGCCUUAAUUACAGCUUGCACUGCAUCGGUCCAGCAUGAAAUGUCUGGCAGAGUCUGAGAAUUGAAAUGAAUCCAGCCUUGUUUGAGGGAACGCCAAGAGCGUUUCUGAUGUUGCGUUACAUUUUCACAUUUUUAAAUGUGGAGGCCGAGGAUCCAUCUUCUGCCUCACAGUUUAGAAAUGAUGGCAUGCUUCUGCAGAGUGGAGCAGUAUUAGUUUAUGGUCAGGGAGUGAUUAAUCAUGUGCAAGAGUUCAGACAAGGAAAAACAUCCACACACAUUUUUAUUUUCACCACCAUGUUCAACUCAAGGUUUUAAUUUCCUGCUUUACUUUCUCAUGCAGCUCCUCACAUACUUUAUUGUAACCAGUCUGGUGGAGUCUAAACCAUUAUAGUUUUUUGCUGCAGCUGAUUGAUCUUUUAACUUUAGUUUUGUUGCACCGAUUUGCAUCUUGGAUGCUGAUGCAGUUCUUUCUGGAGAUGCUGGGUAGGUCUGUGUGGUCCCUGUUUGGAGGAAAACAAAGAAAAACUGUUUGUCGUGGGCAGGCAUUAGAACGAGUAACCACCACAAAAAUGCAACAUUGUGUAGGAACAUACAUGUGUUGAUAUUUGAAAUUGAAUUCAGCAAUAAUUUUAGUAUAUCUUUCCAUUACAUAUACCAGUGAUUUAAUUUUAGGAAUUACCCCACCCCCCACCCCCCCAAAAAUAAAAAAUCACAUUUUCAAAUUCUAUAGGACGUAUUUUUUAUUUGAAAACUAUUCAAAUUAAGUUCAUUUAGGAUUUUGAUAAAUGAUGAAAACAAACUGUCUGUGUGGUGGUCUCUUGAACCCCACUGUAUCUGGACGGCUCUUUGUCUGCUGACAUGUCAGUCUGUAUGGUUUUGUGUUGAAAGACUGUCUUUUUAUGUACAUCUCAGUUGACAUUUUGUCCUUCUUAACUUGUCCCUUGUUUUCUCUGGGAUGGCUCAGACGGUCGGGUUAAUGGACACUUUCAUGUGUCGGCUCAUCCACCAGAUGAUGAACUGGGCGUCUUGCCUCGUCACUGUCCCAUGUCAGAAUAUCUCUGUCUCUUAACACCUUUCUAUUCAACUUUGAUGCAAUCAACUUCAACUGACAAACACAGGCUACGCUGUGCCACCCCCCUCCUGUACCUACCUUUACUUGUGUCCAUCACAUCUGUUCCUUCAUUGCUCCAAGCAGCGUCAUUUGUUGUGGGGGUGAACAAGGUAAAGACCUUUGCUCACACCACCUCCUAGACCUCUCUCUGCCUCUUAAACCUCAGGGCCUCAAUAGAUUUUCACUGAGAGAAAGAAAAGUCAUAGAGAAACCGAAGACACAAACUGCGACUCACCGGCACCGUUUUUCUUAUUUUCUGGGUGUUAUUAGAGAGCAGAGAGUGAACUGAAGUCUCCAAACCCACCGCCUGCGUGUUUACACAUGACUGAGUGUUGCUGUUGGUCCUGAUUAGGGUUAUUUGCAGUAGUUUUCUUCUUGGUAGGCUAGAGUCAAAAUUGAAGAAAAAAAUCUAAAUACACCUGUAGGGACUUUGUCCUCAAGCCAGUGGUCACAUUAUGUUGCAAUAGAUGUGGAAAUGUUACAUUUUGCGCUGUGACUCCAAAUCAUGCUUUAAAUAGUGAAAACUGGACGUUGUUACUGUGCUGAAUCACUUGCAAAGAUCAACAGGGACAAAAUCAACAUGCAGCUUCGCUACACACGCAUUUGAAUGAAUAUGACACUGAUUGCCUGUUAUUUGUGUGUGUGUGUGUGUGUGUGUGUGUGUAUCUACAUUAACUAUUCAUCCAUUGACUGUGAUGUCAGGGUUUUUAUGUUCCUGUCUCUGUGGAAUCGGUCUGUCACACAAGUGAGUUUGCCCAAAUGACCCUUUGGGCUUUGUCCAGUUGAGAAAACAUUCAGUGUGUUUUCCCUGUGCUGCUUCAGUGAGUCUGAAUUCACUGAGAAUUUUGACUGAUUUAAAAAAAAAAACACCCUCCAAAUAUUAAACUUGUGAAGACACUGAACAGACUAAUAUGACCCGUAUGGCAUGGAGUAAACUACACGUUUGAGCUGGGUAACAGUUGUGGGUGAGAAUCAUUUGCCCUGUUCAACACGACGGACGGAGCGCUGGGACACACCUUUGAUUCACACGGCUGGAUUUUAUGCAAAGUUCAAAGAAAACCCCUGCGACUGCUCAUGUUAAAGACUAUGGAGCCAUGGAUGCAUGUAGUAGAUUUAACGCUGUUUGAAUAAACUCUUCGAGAGAUUCCUUUUGGAUUUUAAUGUGAAGCCAAAGGAGAGGAACACUUUCUCCCGGCCCGGCCGGCCGCUGAGCUUUAGCGGCCCACAGAGAUUAGAUUCUGCGGAGGACUCGGAGAGGACGUCUUCUGAACCGGAUCUUACUUGGAUUUGAUAUCAAGGCACAACAGGAAGUGGAGCGACGCCAGAGAUUCUGAACUUUUAUUAAUGUGGUACCCAUGUUUGCCCAUUCAUCACCAUAAUGGAGAAGUGAAACUAUAGUCGGUAACAGAAAGAACCAAUCUCAUGUGUGCCUUCAAAAGGGAUAUUUUGUUAUUUGGGUGAAUAUGCUUAUUUGCUUUCUGGUGGCGAGUUAGAGAGACCAAUACCAUCUCAUGUCUGUUUGUUCAGUAUGAAGCUAGCAAUUAGCUUAGCUAAUCACAAAGACUGAAAAUAUCCAGCAGUAACAACAUCCACAGCAGCACCAGUUCAGCUUAGUGAUUAAUAUAUCGUCAACAACUUAGGAGCAAAGAUUACAGUUUGUCAUUUGUCAUAUACUUGUCGGGGUCUCUGCUCAUAGCCUGACCACUGCUUUGAGCAAAUCGUCCACCACAUAAAAUGGCAUAAAACGAGUUUGGUUUGGAUAAAAAAUAUAUUAAUGAUUAAGCUGUAGGUGCCGGGAGGCUCAUUUUGGGAAUCCUAGACAGGAACAGGCUGCUCGCUGUGGCUUUAUAUGGAACAGGCAGCCAUGAUGAGAGCAGUAACAGUCUUCUCAUCUAACUCCCUGCCGAAAAGUGAGCACGCAUAUUUCUUCAAAAUAUUUGACUAUUCCAAUUUACUAUUAAAAACUAAAACUACAGCCAGCAGCAGAUUAGCCUUGUCACAAAGACUGGGACAGUACUACCUCUGUCCAAAGGUAACAACAUUUACCAGCACUUUUGAAGCUCACUAAUUAAUAUAUUGCUGGUAAUUCAAAAAACAACGUAUAUUUAUAUCUAGUAAAAACAAUUCGGUGCCAGAUCAUUUCUCUGCUAGUGGUUUCCCUCUGUUUCCGGGCCUCGUGCUAAGCUAAGCUGACCAGCGGCUUGCAGCAGCAUCAUAUUUCACUGACAUACAUGAGAGUGGUUUCAAUCUUUUCAUCUAACUCUCAAGUAAUCAAAGGGUGUCCCCCAAAAUGUGGAUUUCCUGCUUUAAAGCCAAGUUUUUGCCUCUGAUUGCAAGUUAAAAAUCUGAAUCUGCAUCAUUGUUUUUGUUAGUGUAAAGUCCAGGCGUAUUACAGCCCUCACAUUAGUAAUUCCAUGAUCAGUCUAGAGCGCUGCGAUAUUAGAAUCAUCCACGUAAAUGUUUGCCUUGAGUUUUACAAUGAGUGCAGGUGUAGCAAAGAUAAGGAGGGACAGGGAUUCCCGAACUCAACCCAAGUAAUGACACACACAAAAAAUGGAUCACAGUCUAGGAUGUUGAGAUAUUACUCUAUACACACUGUUGCGUACAAAAAAGACUGAAUGACAUCAUUUAGUUCAUCUAAUCCGUGUGUGUGAGCAUGUGUGUGUGCACAGGUGUGUGUUUUUUGAAGUUGGGGGGGGGGGGUCAACACUGUGCGGUCCCCCUGAGGCCUUCGCACAGUCACACAUGUAAUGGAAUGAACUUUCCACAAUGCUACCACUAGCGUGUACACACCUAUUGAUGUUAAUGCUGUCCUUGUUGGUUUCAUCUUUGAUUUUAUUUCAUUAUUUUCCUCCAAAUUUUGUGUUUGUGAGGAUGCAAACGUCACUCAUAAAGUUUCUAUUGUAAAAAAAAAAAAAAAAAUACAUUGUUGGGUUUGUUUGCGAAAUUGCUUUGGUAUCUGUUGCUAAGCCUACAUGUCAUGCAGAACAGGCAACACAGCGACCUGGUAUUUGGGGUAGAAUUAGGAGUGAUAUGCAAGUGGAGGGGUUUCAGUUAUUGUGGUUAAGUUGGAAAAUGAUUCAAAAAUAAAUCAGUAUGUCAUUAAAAAAA